AUGGAGAACGACCGAUGUCUGGAUGACGAAGCCCAGCUACAGGCCCUCGGGCACGAAGGAGAGCUCAAGCGCAACUUCAGUCUUCUGUCCAUGCUUGGGCUGGCCUUUGCUAUUUUGAACUCGUGGACCGCUCUUUCUUCGUCGCUUGGGCUCGCUUUACCUUCCGGAGGAUCGACGAGCGUUAUCUGGGGACUGCUGACGGCUGGCGUGUGCAAUCUGGCGCUUGCUGCGUCACUGGCCGAAUUCCUGUCAGCAUAUCCGACAGCUGGUGGACAAUAUUAUUGGGUUGCAGUCAUCACUCCGAAACGUUGGGUGCCUCUGGCUUCCUGGAUAACUGGCUGGAUCAACGUUUCUGGUUGGCUUGCUUUGACGACUUCUGGAGGACUGCUUGCAUCACAGCUCAUCUCGGGACUUAUCUUGCUAUUCCAUCCUGACUUCACUUUGAAGCCAUAUCAGGUCUGGUUGAUAUAUGUAGCAUGGACGCUCAUCGCCUUCUUCGUCAAUGCUUUCCUCAACGACAUCCUGGCACACGUGAAUCGGGUUGCCUUCAUUUGGUCGAUUGGCGGCUUCGCCAUUGUCUGUAUAACAGUGCUAGCAUGCGCGUCGCCAAACUACGCUUCCGCUGAGUUUGUCUUUACUGAGUUCAUCAACGAAACUGGCUGGCCAGACGGUGUCGCAUGGCUCCUUGGUUUACUGCAAGGCGGUUUCGGAAUCACUGGAUACGACGCGGUGGCGCACAUGAUCGAGGAGAUUCCAAACGCUUCAAUUCAAGGACCCAAGAUUAUGAUUUACUGUGUUUGCAUCGGAACUGUAACUGGAUUCUUCUUCCUCAUGAUUCUUCUGUUCGUGUCUGGCGGCGACGCGAAGGCAAUCAUUGAGUCUGCAGCAGGGCCACUCAUCACGAUCCUCAACAAUGCUACUGGCAGUAAAGCAGGAGCGGUAUGUUUACUCAUGUUUCCGCUUGGCUGCAUUCUUUUCGCAGAGAUUGCUAUCAUGACCACCUCAUCGCGCAUGACGUAUGCGUUCGCUAGAGACGGAGGAGUGCCCUGGUCUCCAUUCUUCUCAAAGGUCCAUCCGCGACUUGGCCAGCCUCUGAACGCUCUCAUGUUAGCCGCGGGUUUAACAAUUCUCUUUGGGUUGAUCUUAAUCGGCUCGAGCAGCGCAUUCAAUGCCCUCAUCUCCGCCUCGGUAGUGGCUCUUGGUGUAUCAUAUGCGAUUCCCAUCGCGAUCAACGUCUGUCGCGGACGGAAAAUGCUUCCGCCUAGAGCGUUUGCAUUGCCGAACUGGCUUGGCUGGAUUGCAAACUUGGUCGGUCUCGCAUACACGACUGUCACUACCGUCCUCUUCCUCUUUCCACCAGAGCUUCCCGUUACCACUACGAACAUGAACUACUGUGUUGUCGCUUUUGGUAUUAUUCUGUUCAUCAGUGUGGUGCAGUGGCUUGUCGACGGCCGGAAGAACUUCACGGGGCCCCGAAGCGAUAUGGGUCUGGAAAUCCUGGAAGCAACGAACAGCCUGGAACCUAACGACAACGAAGAGACGAGGCAUGUCAAGGUGGCCGGGGAGGAGACCGGGCCACAUACAGUAAAGGACUAA
Messenger RNA from Parastagonospora nodorum SN15, 1596 nucleotides. RefSeq lists its product as hypothetical. The record is from RefSeq and is a predicted model, not a curated record. The transcript has 3 exons. NCBI's taxonomy places the organism in Eukaryota, Fungi, Ascomycota, Dothideomycetes, Pleosporales, Phaeosphaeriaceae. The coding region runs from base 1 to 1596 and encodes 531 amino acids. Gene Ontology annotation, molecular function: transmembrane transporter activity. Gene Ontology annotation, biological process: transmembrane transport. Gene Ontology annotation, cellular component: membrane.